AUGACGACAUCUAACAAAGAAUUCUUUUUCAGCGUUUUACGCAUAUCAAUGCUGCAGUUACUUAAGAGUCAGGGUUUUGACAAGGCUCCCCCAACGAUUGUAAACGCUUUCACGGACUUGUAUGUGCGUUUUUUGCAGCUCUUGACCCUCGAAGUAAUGAAGCUGUCGCAGAGCAGAAUGGACGAAUAUGAAGAUAUUGCCCUACAGGAUCUGUCCCAGGCCUUAGUGAAUGUAGGACUACUGAAGCCAAUGAAUGUGCUUGAUGUUUAUGAUGAAAAUCCUGAACUGCUGAGCGAUCUCGGAAUGCAAAGAUUCAAAAAUUGGUGUCUUCAUAGCGCUAUGCCCAGUGAAGCCCGUGCCGUGGCAACUCCUACGCCAGACUUGCUACGUCCCAGAGAAGGCACUUCAAAGCCAUUAUCGAUGAUCCCAGAGUACAUCAACCAACUGGACAAAACUACCCGUAAAAGUCAGCCUGCAAACGAUCUUCGAAAAGAGGAACUUGUAGAACAAAUGAUGAAAAGCGGAGAUUUGGAUAAUUGGAUCCACUUUUUGAUUCGCGACCAACAACUACAAAUAGCCAAGAAGAUCUCAGCUAAAGAAGUGAAAGAUGUUAAAGCCCUGCCGUCUAUACCCGGUCUCAAGUUCUCCACAUUAGUUCCCAACCCUGUCCAGGAUAGUAACGAGAUCGUACCCUCGCAACCUCAGGGUGAUGAUACAGACGAUAAAUCAGUGAAGGAAAAAGCGUUGCUUUCAAAAAUGAUCGCAAAUCAACAGGAUACCAGGCUGGAGAACAUACGGUUGUCGUUUGAUGAUGAAACACUAUCAGGCUGUGAGGGCGACGUUGAUAUCAGCGACGUUGGCUUCGUUGAUGAAGAAGUAAACCAAGAUAUUGAUAGUUUCGAAAGACUGGAGUUACAAAUGCCUUUGGAUAUUCAUACAAAUUCCAAUGCUCAACUUGAAGAAACGGGCAACUCCGCUGACACUUUUCCACGGAAAGACUACAUGGAUCUUGACGACGUUUUCGACAAUCAUGAGUUUGAUUUUAAUAACUACUAA
Messenger RNA from Lachancea lanzarotensis, 1056 nucleotides. RefSeq names its product LALA0S08e05468g1_1 (gene TAF3). The transcript has a single exon. The record is from RefSeq and is a predicted model, not a curated record. Gene Ontology annotation, molecular function: protein heterodimerization activity. Bases 1 to 1056 code for a protein of 351 amino acids. NCBI's taxonomy places the organism in Eukaryota, Fungi, Ascomycota, Saccharomycetes, Saccharomycetales, Saccharomycetaceae.